AUGAAUUUUGACUUAAGCAAAUCAGGAGAGCAAAGAGUGUUACAUCUGAACGAGAUAGAUAAAUGGAGGAUGAAAGCAUAUGAGAAUGCAAGGAUAUACAAAGAAAGAAUUCAGAAGUGGCAUGACGAGUAUAUUAAGAAUCUAAAAGAUUUCAAAGUUGGUGAUCUUGUGUUACUAUUCAAUUCUUGUCUACGGUUAUUUCCGGGGAAGCUCAAGUCUAGAUGGUUUGACCCAUAUAGAGUAACCAAAGCUUUACCUCAUGGAGCUAUUGAGAUUACCCAUCCAGAGAAGGGUAUAUUAAAGGUGAAUGGACAUAGGCUGAAACCAUACUACGGAGGGGAAGUUGGUAUGGCCCCCAGAUCAAAGAAGGCAGCUGGUAAUCAUCCUAGAGAGCCUACUCCAGAGCCAAAAAACAUGGAAUUUAUACUUCCCGAACAUCGAACUUAA
This is a messenger RNA of Dioscorea cayenensis subsp. rotundata (Guinea yam), 447 nucleotides long. RefSeq lists its product as uncharacterized. The transcript is spliced from 2 exons. The record is from RefSeq and is a predicted model, not a curated record. The coding region runs from base 1 to 447 and encodes 148 amino acids. Lineage: Eukaryota; Viridiplantae; Streptophyta; Magnoliopsida; Dioscoreales; Dioscoreaceae.